AUGAAGAAAGUCAGAGAAGAUGUGAAUUAUAAAAUCCAAGAGCUUAGACAAGAUAUUGAGAAAGAGAUUGCAAAUGUUCGUACUGAAUUUGCAUGUCUCAUUAAAAAGGUAGACAUCAUUUGUGAUGUAGUUCCCAGGUUUGCUAAGUUGUAUGAAAGUAUGAGUCCUCAAAUUGCUCAACUUUCUACAACAGAGAACAAGAAUUUCAUGGAGGUUUUCACUAUGUUAAAGGAGCUUAAAACAUUAUCUUCAACACUUGCUUCGUCUUCUCUGUUAUCCUAUGAAGAUCUUAUCAACAAAUUUUCUAAAUUCGAAGCCUUACUUGUUCAACAACCGACUCCUCUUUCACGAAUAUCUACCCUUCUUCCCACAACAGAUGCCCCACCUGCUAGUCCAGGGGUGCAAGGGGAGAAAGGAAAAUCAAAGGUUCGAAGGCUGGAGGCGAAGAUGCGAAAGUGGUGGGAAAGGUGUUUCCUUCUAAGAUCCCAACAUCAAAACCAGUGA
This is a messenger RNA of Lactuca saligna, 504 nucleotides long. Lineage: Eukaryota; Viridiplantae; Streptophyta; Magnoliopsida; Asterales; Asteraceae. The record is from the annotation of a GenBank genome assembly.